UAGCAGAAACUUCGUAUAUAGAAAGAAAAAUUCUCUCCCAAAUUAGUUAAAUAUCUGAUAAGUUUAGCUUCAUUCUGCGUUUCAAUCGAUACGUAAACUGAUCUAAAUGGAUCGAAACUCUGCUAAAAUUUAGCUAAAGCUUAAACAAUUUCUGAUUCUUGCUUGAAAAACAUUUUGAGUCUCUUCUGAUUUAGUAGAGCUAAUUAAAUUGAGCAGAUAUGACUGAGGUAGUACAGCCUGAAGUUUUUCGCCAAAGAGAUUUACUGUUUCGAGUGCGUAGAACUGUCAUGGAACUAUUGAAGGAUCGGGGCUAUGUUGUUCCAGAUUCAGAGAUUGAAAUGACAAAAGAGCAGUUCAUUGAAAAGUAUGGAAAAAUCUUCAAAAGGGAGGACCUGGAUUUCUCUCGAUCCAAACACAAUGAUCCCUCGGACAAGAUAUGCGUUUUUUUCGUUGAUGAUAAAGAUGGAAAAAAAAUUGGGAAAAAAAGAGUUGAAGAGUACAAAGAUCGCAUGAAACAAGCAGGUGCGUCCAGGUCUAUAAUGAUAUUGUCUAGGGCACCAUCUCCAAUGGCAAAGAAGGAAAUGGAGUUGCACAAGCCUGCAAUUCAUGUCGAGGUUUUUCUUGAUCAAGAACUGAUGUUCAAUAUAACAAAGCAUUUCCUUGUUCCAAAGCAUCAGGUUCUCUCUGCUGAUGAGGUGAAGAUUUUGGUGUGCCGCUACCAUUUAAAGCUUUUACAGCUUCCACGGAUUCAAGUUAAUGAUCCAGUAGCUAGAUACUUCGGCCUUGUUCCUGGACAGGUCCUGAGGAUCAGCCGGUCAAGUGAAACUGCUGGCAAAUAUGUUAGUUACAGGGUUGCUGUAUAAAGCUAUAAGCUCAUCUCUACACUAAUGAGUUCAUUUUCCUUGGAUGAUUAUAUGGAACUGUUAUAUUUGACCAAGCUAAAAACCAAAGGCAUGAGCUAUUCUUACAAACACCAUUCUCAAAUACUGGCCCACUUCAAGUCUAAACUAAACCUCAUCUGAUAAAUUUAGAUAAAUCUGAGCCAUUUUUCUUUGUAACCCAUCUAUCAUGAAAUGCAUUUCUGUUAUUUUUUGGAAAA
Messenger RNA from Macadamia integrifolia, 1099 nucleotides. Its product is annotated as DNA-directed RNA polymerases II and IV subunit 5A-like. NCBI's taxonomy places the organism in Eukaryota, Viridiplantae, Streptophyta, Magnoliopsida, Proteales, Proteaceae. The transcript is spliced from 5 exons. Gene Ontology annotation, biological process: DNA-templated transcription. Gene Ontology annotation, cellular component: RNA polymerase III complex; RNA polymerase II, core complex; RNA polymerase I complex. The coding region runs from base 219 to 863 and encodes 214 amino acids. The record is from RefSeq and is a predicted model, not a curated record. Gene Ontology annotation, molecular function: DNA-directed RNA polymerase activity; DNA binding.